AUGGAAGUUUGGUUUGGUUUAAGGUUCAACGUGGACUGUUCUGCUUCUACUGGUCUAUAUGCUGGUGCUGAGGGGGCUUUUGGUGGACUAGGAGUAGCUGGGGGAGAUGGAGGUGCUGGGCAGUGUCCUGCUGCCUCUCCUCUACCCGCAGAUCAGUGUUCAGGAACAGUUUCUAACUGCUGGAGUCCAGGGCAAACUGACACUGACUGUCCCAACAACGGUCUGUGCUGUUUUGAUGGGUGUGCAGAUACCUGCGUUGAUGGACCUAAACCAACAGCCGCUCCGGCUCCGAGACCAACAGUAGCUCCUGCACCCAGGCCUACACCUGCUCCUGCACCUCUACCUGUUGAACCUGUUAUUGCUGAAGAAGAGAGUGAAAGCUUCCCAGCUGUUCUUCCAGGACCAACAACUACUAAGACAACCGGAUAUAAUUACGAGAUUCCGGAUAUACCAUUCAUCAUUGAGAAAUCUACUCCCAGACCUGGUCUUCCUACUCUUUACGGAGCUCCUCCAAUUGGGCGUAAGAGGCGUAGUUUGAGUGCAGCAAUGGAGUCCAAACAGUUCUAGAAAUCUGACGCAAAUCGUAGAAAUGCGCAAUUACAUUUAAAUAAUGCGUCAAAAAUAUAUCUUUUGUGUUUCCUUUAAGAAAUGUGUAGGAAUAACUAUGAAAAUCUUCGUCAGAUUUUUAUCUGUCACAUUUGAAAAUAUCAUUUUUUCAUGUGUAAUAAAUACAAGUUAACAUUGCGGAUUUUUGAGAUCUUCAUAGAAAAACUGUUCCAGAUUUUCUAGUUGGAUGCACGACUUGUAUUGAGCUGUGAAAUCUCAUAGUCCAAUUUCGGGCAUUUAAAAUCUGAGUGCUAUAUGAUAACGUUAAAAUGUACAUAAUUACUAUAGUGGUACAAAAUCACUACCUAGAACUCAUGUACGUACAUAAAUGUGUAAGGUUAGCCAUUACCCUAAAGCUAAAAGAUAGAAUUCACAAAAAAAGUUUAAAAGUUAAAAAGAAGAAUUUUCGAUUCACGUUUAAUUCCAUGUUUUAUAUAUAACCCUGUAAAAAAAAUCACUAAGUCACCAAGAUCGUGUAAAAAAAAUAAAAUAUCGGGAAGUAUCUUACAAACUUGAAUGCAAAAGAAGAACAAAGAUGCUUCCUGAUAGUUUAAUUUUCUUGAAUAGUUAACCUCCAGCUUGCUUUAAACUCAGUGCACCUACACUGCCUUUUCUUCUAAGUCAAAAUUAUAUAAUUAUAACAUGUAUUCUGUAAGCAUUAAAACUAGUCUUUGCUCUUUGAUCCAUAAAAAUACAAAAAUAAAAUUUUUGGAACCUUAAAAA
This is a messenger RNA of Eurytemora carolleeae, 1329 nucleotides long. RefSeq lists its product as uncharacterized. Gene Ontology annotation, molecular function: peptidase inhibitor activity. The transcript is spliced from 7 exons. The coding region runs from base 1 to 567 and encodes 188 amino acids. The record is from RefSeq and is a predicted model, not a curated record. Lineage: Eukaryota; Metazoa; Arthropoda; Copepoda; Calanoida; Temoridae. Gene Ontology annotation, cellular component: extracellular region.